AAAACCUGCCAAAUUCCAAAAAUGAUUUAGAGCCAAUUGAGACGAAGCAAGGAAGACGAUCGGAAGAAAAGUAGAUAGAGACUUUGUUGAAUUCCAUAAAACUGAAUUUGGAUAUUGAUCCUCAAAUUUGGAUAUUGAUCCUCAAAUUCAUGCGCUUCUCUACCAUUCUCCGCAAAGCCCGGAUCCAAAUCUGCCAUUGCCGGAGCUCCGUCAAGCUACUUCACUCUCUUCCCCGACCAAGACCCAGAAACCCCACCAAGCGAUUCUUCCAGAAACCAAAUCCUGCGAAAACACAGACUCCAGACCCCAGGGUUUACACAAGAGACAUCGUAUCCAACAUCUACAACAUCCUCAAGUACUCCACUUGGGAAUCUGCUCGAGAACAGCUCCCACAUCUCGGCGUCAGAUGGGAUUCUCACAUAAUCAACCGUGUAUUGAAAGCCCACCCUCCGAUGCAGAAAGCUUGGCUCUUUUUCAACUGGGCUUCCGAGAUCAAGGGUUUCAAACACGACCACUUCACUUACACCACCAUGCUCGAUAUCUUCGGGGAAGCGGGUCGGAUCCAAUCCAUGUACUCCGUCUUCCAGCUCAUGAAGGAGAAAGGUGUGGUGAUCGAUACGGUGACGUAUACAUCGUUGAUUCACUGGGUUUCAAGCUCCGGUGACGUUGACGGAGCAAUGAAGUUGUGGGAGGAGAUGAGAGAUCAAGGGAGCGAACCUACCGUCGUGUCGUACACGGCUUAUAUGAAGAUGUUUUUCGACAAUGGGAAGGUGGAAGAAGCGACGGAGGUGUAUAAGGAGAUGUUACGGUCGCGAAUCUCCCCGAAUUGUCACACUUAUACAGUAUUGAUGGAGUAUCUUGUUGGUACAGGAAAAUGCGAGGAGGCCUUAGACAUUUUCUUUAAAAUGCAAGAAAUUGGGGUGCAGCCAGAUAAAGCAGCUUGCAAUAUUCUGAUUGGGAAAGCCUGUAAAUUCGGUGAAACAUCGUUCAUGACUCGAAUUCUUCUGUACAUGAAAGAAAACGGGAUUGUCCUUCGUCACACUGUCUUUUUCGAGGCUUUAGAGACUCUGAAAGACGCAGGGGAAAGUGAUUAUCUGUUAAGGGAAGCCAACUCGCACAUUUCCGCUGAAUCUCUUUGCUCCAAUAACAUCGAUGAGACUCCUAAAGUUGAAGUUGAUGAAGAGAAAAGUGUAGAUUAUAGUAGAGUUAUCAGCUCCGUUCUCUUGAUGAAGCAGAAUCUGGUUGCAGUUGAUCAUCUUCUUAACCAGAUGAAAGAUAGAAACAUAAAGCUGGAUUCUUUUGUUGUUUCAGCAAUCGUAGAAACAAACUGUGACCGUUGUAGAACCGAGGGGGCUUCGUUGGCCCUAGAUUACAGCUCGGAAAUGGGAAUUCACCUCGAGAAGACAGCGUAUCUUGCGUUAGUUGGUAACUUUCUGAGAUCAAACGAGCUUGCUAAAGUGACAGAAACGGUCAAGGAGAUGGUGAAAGGCCAACACUCGCUUGGUGUGUACCAAGGAGCAACGUUGAUCCACAAGCUCGGGUUUGGAAGAAGACCUCGCUUAGCAGCAGAGGUUUUCGACUUGAUUCCAGAUGAUCAAAAGGGAGUAGCUGCUUACACUGCGUUGAUGGAUGUUUAUAUAUCAGCAGGGAGUCCAGAGAAAGCAAUGAAGAUAUUGGAAGCGAUGAGAGAACGAGAGAUCAUGCCUUCGCUGGGGACAUACAAUGUUCUAUUGUCUGGUCUUGAGAAAACCAGUGAUUUCCAGAGAGAAGCAGCGUCGUUGAGGAAAGAGAAGAAGAGUCUUGUUGCAAGUGGCCGUUUCCGAGAAAAUGUCGAUGUUGAAGAGAAAAUAUGUGAUCUUCUGUUCGCUAGAAAUCUGUAAUACAAAGAUUGCAGGUGAAAAUCAACAUACAUGUUUAAACGAAGCCCAGUUAUGUUAAAUAUUAGGCCCAUACUGUUUUAAGCCCAUUACUUCCACCACUUAUAAUUCAUUUUCUACAUUUCUGAUUGACUUCUCUAAUCGAC
Eutrema salsugineum is the source of this 2023-nucleotide messenger RNA. Its product is annotated as pentatricopeptide repeat-containing protein At2g01390. Bases 150 to 1880 code for a protein of 576 amino acids. Lineage: Eukaryota; Viridiplantae; Streptophyta; Magnoliopsida; Brassicales; Brassicaceae. Gene Ontology annotation, molecular function: protein binding. The transcript has 2 exons. The record is from RefSeq and is a predicted model, not a curated record.